UAGGGUAUUUUCGGAAUUUCGCUCGGCAAUAAACGCCUCUUCAAUGGAUAUUUGAGCUGAGAAAACAGAAAUUCGUAGAACAGAAUCAGAAUUCAAGAAGAGGAUUAAUCGCUCGUCUUCUCUCCAAUAUCAUAUCGAACAAUUUCAUACCAUAUAGAAAGAUGGUGUGCAUAUUUUGCUUAAUACCUCUGUUCUUGGUCCCCAUCGUCAACAUAUUGCCUCUGCUCUUCUAUUAUAUCAUGGGAAAAGUUUAUCGGCUUUUUGGAUGGGAAUACAGAAAACCAGAGCGGGCACCUCCGGCUUGUCCUUACAAGCCCUUGCCCAAAAAAGAUAGCCCCGGCAAACAGGUUGAGGCAGAAGGUGAACCUGGUGUACAGGAGCCUGUUUCAGGAUCUGCUGAAGUAGCAGAUGGCAAACUGGACUGAAAAUUAAAGAGUAUUGCUUGUGCGUGAAAGUCAAAUUUCAAAAGGUCCUGAGGUUUUUUAACAUAAAGCUUCUUGAGUUAUUGUUCAGGGUAAAGGAAACUCGUACCAUAAUAUGCCUCUCGCUCUUUCUCUCUAGCUUAUGUUUUGUAAUUGAAGGUACAAUAAUUUCAGGAGUUGUUGAAAUAGAGAGCAUUCUCUUUUUUA
This is a messenger RNA of Hevea brasiliensis (rubber tree), 629 nucleotides long. RefSeq lists its product as uncharacterized. The coding region runs from base 162 to 425 and encodes 87 amino acids. The transcript is spliced from 4 exons. The record is from RefSeq and is a predicted model, not a curated record. Lineage: Eukaryota; Viridiplantae; Streptophyta; Magnoliopsida; Malpighiales; Euphorbiaceae.